Molecule: messenger RNA, 1623 nt
Organism: Brachypodium distachyon (stiff brome)
Lineage: Eukaryota; Viridiplantae; Streptophyta; Magnoliopsida; Poales; Poaceae
Product: rho GTPase-activating protein 5
Biological process (GO): signal transduction
Molecular function (GO): GTPase activator activity
Source: RefSeq, a predicted model, not a curated record
CUACCUCGAGUGUGCUCACUGCCCUUAAGCCCAGCUCCACUCAAAAUCAGGCAGCGGGAGGACGAGUUGCCAAGCCAGGUCGCCAUGGGUGAGGUGGCGCUCGUCUCCAAUGGAUGCGGGGGAGAAAGGAAGACGGAGGAGAGGCAGCAGGGGCAAGGGCAGGUCCUCGAGUUGCUGCUGGCCGCGCUCCGCAAGUCCGUGGUGCUGCCGUGCCAGAUGGCGGACGCCGACGACCCGACCGCAGCCUGGGGGAUGGACAUCGGCUGGCCUACCGACGUCCGCCACGUCGCGCACGUCACGUUCGACCGCCUCCAAGGCUUCCUCGGCCUCCCCGUCGAGUUCCAGCUCGAGAUCCCCUGCCAUGUACCAAGCGCCAGCGCGAGCGUAUUUGGGGUGUCGCCGGAGUCGAUGCAGUGCGACUACGAUGACAAGGGGAAUUCGGUCCCCAAGAUCCUUCUGCUCAUGCAACAAAGGUUGUACUCGCAACAUGGCCUCAAGGCAGAAGGGAUCUUCCGUAUCAACCCAGAGAACAGCCAGGAGGAGCAUGUCAGGGAACAGCUCAACAGGGGUGUUGUGCCUGAUGACAUCGACAUACACUGCCUGGCUAGUUUGAUUAAGGCCUGGUUCAGGGAGCUACCCGAGGGUGUGCUUGAUAGCCUCUCGCCUGAGCAAGUCCUCCACUGCAACACAGAAGAACAAUGCGUUGAGGUGGCGAAGCUUCUUCCUUCAACACAGGCUGCACUUCUUAGCUGGGUCGUAGAACUCAUGGCUGAUGUUGUCCAAGAAGAGGAGUCAAAUAAGAUGAAUGCCCGAAAUGUUGCCAUGGUUUUUGCACCCAAUAUGACACAGAUGUCAGAUCCCCUUACUGCUCUGAUGCAUGCCGUUCAAGUCAUGAACUUGCUCAAAACCUUGAUUCUCAGAACGAUGAGAGAACGUGAAGAUAGUGAAGGAACAUACUCGACAUUUUCAUCGUCGUCAUCUUUAUCUGAUGAACUUGAUGAGGUGGGUCGUGAGGAUCAACAAGAUGAUGACAACGACAUUGGGAUUGAGAAAUAUGCCAGCGACAGUAGCCAAAGCCCAAAGAAUAUGGACAAGACCGUGCAACUCAAAAUGCACAGUGAACAGCUAAUCGUUUCGUCCAGGAGGCACGCGUCAUUUGAAUUCCGUCUGCCUUACAUCAGCAGCAGCAAUGACGAUGAAGAUGCAUCUCGUAAUGAUAUUGAAGAAGGUUUCCUAAGGAGGCUAGAAGUGAGCAAAGGCAGCAACUUCUUUCCUUCCAGUAAGGAGGCAGAGCAUCUGAACUCCUCUGAAACCAUAAGUGGAUCUUGCAGCGACCAUGCAAGCAGCACUGAGCUGAGUGAAACGGAAAUUAGGACUGAAAUUACAAACCAGGAGGUAAAAUAUUCCAGGGAAGGGAGUUAAUUCUCUGCUCAUAAGCCUUCCUCGCAAGGAUGCAGAUUUUACGUUUGGUGCGCAGUUGUGUCUUCUCUUCUUGCGUGUCGUUUAGUCAACAAAGGGUUGAGGAACUUUGUCCUUGUAAAAUAUUCUUGGCAAUCCGUAAUUGAGUAUUUGUGUCCUUUAGUUAAGCUGAAAUGAAAUCAUGAGCUAAAAUUUUUCUAGCUA